AUCAAGUGAAAGUGUCAAAUAAUAUCUUAAAUUUCAACAAGUAGAGCUAAUGAACUGAUUGAUACAAUACCAAGGAUCUCAUUAGACCAUGAGCUACGCGCGAUGGUGUUAAGUUCAAUCGUCUGCAUUAAUCGCAUUCCGCUCGUAUACCACUUAGCUUGGAUUCAAAAUGUUUGCUUUUGAAGACUCUUCAAGAUGAUAACAGGAUUUCUUACCUUUGUGGUUUUGGGGCUCUGGAUGGUUAGGCCAGUGAAUACCUCAGAAUCAAAGGUGAUAGGCGUGUCAAUAUCAUGUUUUCCAACACACAUCGAGAUAUCCCUUCUACGCGAGUCCUUCCCAGGCGUCAACAUGUCUGUGCUGUACCUACGAAGUUCAUCGUGCCAGCCAUCCACGAACUCGUCCCACGUGACCUUCAAAGCUCCCUUAUAUGGAUGUCAGACGCGCCUGGUUAACAUCGGUGGAUAUUAUGCUUUUGAUAACGUGGUUCAAGGAGUUAGCCCGAGUAUUAAAGUUACGUGUGUCUACGAGACCAAACCCAGUGGUGACUCUGAGGAAUGGAGCGAUUCAAUUAAGAUGACAGCACAGCUGAGCUUGUACAGAGAUUCCAAAGUUUCCCUUCCUUUGUCGCCUGGAGAAGUCGUAAGGUUUGAACUACAGAAGCCUCAAGAUUUGUUCUUUGACUUACAAAUCAUUCCAAACCAGAAUGAGUUGAGGGUUUGUUUGUUCGUCAAGUUCUGUGGGUUAUUCGUCGAAGAUGAAGUCCUGUCACUGAUAGAGAAUGGACAAGAAAACAAGAUGACUACAAGGAUGCUGUUCACGUCGAAUCAGCGCAUAAUCUUCAGGGUCAAUGCUUCAUUCCUCGUGACGUCAAUAAACCCGAACACCAGGUUGAGAGCAUUAUGCACUGUGAUUGGCUACCACGAGAACAGAACACAAGAAACAAAGACUAGCAAUGUAAUCAAAGACUGCAGUGGUAACCAUGACGACAAGCGCCAUGGUAACGCUAGUGACUGCCAGGAAUCGAAAGAAGAGCUAGAUUCCAAAGAGCCUGGCAGAAAUUCAACUGAUUGCAGCUGUGAACAGAAAGGAACUCUUGAAGAUAACCAAACGAAAGCUAGUUGUAACGAAAGCUGCGCGAACAAUGUUACAUUGAAAGGAACUAUUGAAGUUAACCAAACGAAAGCUAGUUGUAACGAAAGCUGCGUAAAUAAUGUUACGUCUCCUUUUAGUCGUGACGGAAAACUACGGAGGAAGAGAGAGGUGGAAGACGAAGGAUUCCCGGGUACUGUUAGCCGAGAGAACAACAACACAAUACAAUCUUCAUUCGGUAAUAACGGCAACAACAGUCUAGAAACAGUAUUCAAUGACACCUUCAGUGAGAAACACGUCUGUUCGUCGCCUGAUUGGAACGGGAAACCUGUGUCAUUACUGGUGGAGAAGGAAUGGACUGCAAAGCCAAGUGUUCCAAAAGUUGAUUUGAAAUGGUUUGAAAAAGAUGACGCACGACACGUGCCUAAGAAUAUCACAAAUGAUGUCAACACAACUGUAGUAGCUCUGGCAGUUGAAUCAACAGAAGGAAGAAUCCCCUCCGCUGCACUUCUACUGGCAUUUUCGUAUCUAUCUUUAUUACUAGUUAUUGGACCCGUGCUGUUGGUCUACAUGUGGGACAGGCGCAACCAGAAGAAACGAAGACGCUACAAACAACACACUAGAAUUGCGCGCGGCUGUUCUCAAGCAAGGCUACUGCUGACCAGAGAACAAUCCGUUGCUUGAGCCUCGUAGUUUGCUGUACAAGUAAAAUGAAG
Actinia tenebrosa (Australian red waratah sea anemone) is the source of this 1805-nucleotide messenger RNA. RefSeq lists its product as uncharacterized. NCBI's taxonomy places the organism in Eukaryota, Metazoa, Cnidaria, Anthozoa, Actiniaria, Actiniidae. The record is from RefSeq and is a predicted model, not a curated record.